CCCAGCCACCCCUGCUUGGGCAAGUCAGACCUCCACCCAGCUCGGCUCGCCACCAAACCAAACAACAACUCAGCUAUCAAGCAUCCUCGCGCGCAUAAUCCACCGGUCAGGGUGAGCGAGGGACGCCCAUCCAUCUGCAUUUCCAGCGUCUUUGCAUCUCCUUCCGAUUGCUUCUUGUACACUAUAAUGACAUGACGACGUGACGACGACUCCCUGCGUCGAUACACACAGUACAAACUCACCUUAAUUACCCAGUCCGCGAUACCCCCAGCCUGCCUCUUUUCGCGAGCGAUAUUUUUUGCACCAUCGCCCAGAGUGCGCACACUCAGUGCCCCGUAAACGACACCGAACAAUCGCACCAUGUGGAGCAGGAUCACAGGCAAGAGCGACGGCUCGUCGCGCGACAAAGAUGAGGGUGAUGGCCGGCGGAAAAGGAGCGAUUCCUCGGCCUCGCGUCGCUCCAAGACUGCCGAAUCCGUGGUUUCGUCCAGUUCGACGAGGAGACCUUCGGGACGCGAACGCGAACGAGAGCGAGAACGAGAACGCGACCGCGACUCCAAAUCCAGGGUCCCCGAGAGCGUCGCUAGUACCUACGCUACCUUCGCAACCGCCAGGGACGACCGCGACGAUACGAGGAGCAGCGCAGAUCUGUAUGAGGAUCCCCACGAUGAAGAUAGAAGGAGGCGGCGCCGCGACGAUGAUGAGAGGUCGACGUAUUCACGAAAAGAGCGCUCGCCUAGCCGGGAACGAGGGAAAAGCGAGAAGAAGAGCUCGGGCAAGGACAAGAAUCGGGACAAGAGCUCCAAGAGGAAGAGUCGCUCCGAGGCUGGAGGCUCGCGUCCCCAAGAGAUAGUGGAGAGCCCACGACGAGGAACACGGCCGGCGGUUGGCGAGAUAGAAAAUCGCGCAUAUGAUCCCUCGCAGUCGCAAUACCCCCCAGCGUCUGAUGGACAGUACAUGAUGUCUGGUGCUCUACCUGCAGGUACCCUAUCAUCUCAUGUACAGGACCAGUUCCCUGGCCAGGAUCCCGCGCAGUUUGCAGCCCCUUAUAUCCCUCAAAGCCAUCCUGUCCAUACAGAUUCAUUUGGUGAGGCGUCUAACUACUACGGCGACCAAGGACAGUCGGUUCAUGAGCAGCCUGGUGUGCGACCAGAUGCACCCUCUGUGCUUAUGCCCUUGGACACUCCUCACCUUGUUUCAGCUUCAUCACAAGCUAACCCAGUCGCUGAUACCGGAAAUGGUGCUGCUGCUGAGUUUUAUGGGGCAUCCGACAACGAUGCUCUUCCAUCCAAGCCGCCGCGUCCUUCGUCUAUGCCCGGCGCUUUCACGGACGAGGAGACAUCGCCACCGAAACCCCCACGACCAUCCUCAAGGCCCGAUAAACCGAGCAAACUUACUUCAGCUGCAGCAAUGGCUAGCGCAGCUGGUUUAGGUUAUGCCGCAGGUCAUAGCUCCUCUCAAUCGCACACACAACACACUCAGAACAUACACGAAACCACACAUUACUCUACUACGCAAACUGGACCUGGCGCUUCUGGGCCUGCUUAUGGCUUUGAUGAUAAUGCAUCUUAUGCUGCUACCGAAUACACACAUCUGCCCAACUAUUCUGAGGCCAUGGAAGGCCAACCGCCCGUGAAGCCUCCACGGCCAAGCAAGUCCGGAAAAGAUCCUCACCACUCUUCCCACACAGGUUUAUAUGCUGGAGUUGCUGGAGCUGCUGCCGCUUACGGAUUAGCACACCAGCAUUCGCACAAUCACUCACAUCACCACACCUCAUCUAUGCCUGGCGGGUUCCCUUCAGAUCCUUACGGACCUUCACCUAGCCCGUUUAUGUCGGGCGGUAUGGCUCAUCGUCAUGAACAUAAAGGGCCAGGGACCAGAUUUGCAGAUUGGUGGAAGAACUACGAUGAUGUACGCAAGAUGGAGGAGUAUACCGAAUACAUUGGAGUCUGCCGUGGCUGCUUUGACCCCCGAUCUUCGCCCUUAGAUGCUCCUCGGAAGCAUCACUACCAUCGCAGGAGGUCAGGUGAAUUGCGAGCCUCUGGAAUCCCAGAAAAGCACUCGAGAUACGGUCUUUCGGAGAAGGCCUCGCGACAUUCUUUCUCGGGUGAUGAGAAACAAUCGCGGUACGGUUUGUCCAAGAAAGCCUCCCGCAAUUCAUUCUCAAGCGACGAGCGGCGACAUAAGCGCAAGAGUGGUAGUAACGGUGUUGGAUGGCUUGCUGCAGGACUGGGAACUGUCGGCCUUGCCCAAGCCAGUAAAGCGCUUUUGAAUCAACGUAGAGAUGAUUUUGAUGAUACCUAUAGCGUCAAGUCUGGACAUCGUUCUCGUUCUCACAGGAGAGAUAGCAGCAGCAGUUCUAGCGACGAUCGCAAGCAUAGCCACAAGCACCGUUCGUCCGGUCGUUCUGAAAUACGACACAGGAGCCGUUCCCGGGAUCGUAUGUCUGUGGGUAUAACUGGGAACCGUAAGUCAACUAUCAGACACAGGUCAAGAUCAAGGUCCCGCUCUCCAUCCAGAGACCGCAAAUCCGGCCUUCUAGGUGCUGCUCUUGGAGCUGGAGUCGCCGCGAGUGCCAUGGGUGCAUCACGACGAAAGAACCAGAGUCGAAGCCGUAGCCGUUCCCACUCACCUCGAGGUUAUCAAGUGCGCCAUCGACGGGACAGCAGCGAUCAUGAGAAGAGGCGUCAAAAGACCAAACGGGUCAGCCAGAAGUCAUCACGAAGUUCGGUCGCAUCGGGCCACAUGGUCGACAUCUCCCAAUCGCAUGAAUCUCAAGGUGGUUUCUUAGGAGGGUUCUUUACGGCCCCGCCCCCUAAAACAGCCAAGCGUCGCAAGAGUCAUUCUAAAUUGAAAAAGAAGAAGACGGGAUUCUUCAAUUUCGGCAAUGCCUCAUCCAGUUCUUCCGAUUCAGAUAUUGCAUUUGGCACUGGGUACGUCAGAAGCAAGAAGCGACCAUCUCGUAAAAGUUCAGAUGAGAAGUUGAAAACAACUCUUCUCGGAUUGGGUGCUACAGCUGCUGCUAUCACGGCAGCGCAAGCCAGUCGCAACAAAGGCAAAGUCGUUGCUGUGCGGGAUAAUCGCCACCCACGCUUGGGUAACGAUCGUCGGCGUUCUGGUGCAUCAUCUCGUUAUGGUGAUCAUCAGGAUGUUGACGGCUGGGAAGAUUUGCCGGAUGACGAUACCGCGGAUACCUCAAGUGUGAGCUCCGGUCUUGCUUUUGGUGAUUGGAGAGGAAGGAGUCAAGAGUCGCUCGCAUCGAAUGGCUCAGGCACCAACAAAUGGGGUUGGCGUUGGGGAAGCAAAAAGGAAAAGAAGAAGCCCUCGUCUGAAAACCUGUACAAUCAAGGUGGGAACUCAUCCUUUGUUGCACCUGCUGCAGCUGGCGCGCUUGCUGGCGCAGCAAUAGGCACAGGGCUCAGUCGACAUGAUAGCAGUGCAAGCAGCGCUCCGACCCUUCAGUCUGUUUAUCCAAUAGCUUCUAACGACCCUACCACAUUCGAUGCCCGGCGCACAAGUAGCACUAUGCCUACACCUCAACCAUUAGUGACCAAUCGACCGGGCGCCAUCAAUCUCCAGCACCCACAACCGAUUCAUCAAGUCCCGGAUGCCAUGUACACCCAAGGCCCUGCUCAACAGGGCUACGUUGCUCCUAAUGGUCCUCCCGUUUUCUCUCAAGCGACAUCGCAAGUCGCGCAGCCACACUCUGUCUAUGAUAACUCCCGCCCAUAUCCUCCUACUCCACGCCGCGCCAACUCAUCUCCUAUCCAGUCAUCAAGUUGGAAACAAAAUGCGGCACUCGCCGGUGUAGCUGCUGCUGGUGCAUUUGCUCUUACGAAAGGCCAGGAGCGCCCUCUUAGUUCUGCUUCCAAUGUUCGCUUCGAUCUGACCGAAGAGCAAGCACGUAAAGCUAGACGUCAGCAUCACCGUGAAGAAGAGGAAGAGCGCCGUCGCCGCCACGAUGAGGACAAGGUCGAAGAGGAGCGACGUCAUCGUGAGUUGUCGCGUCAACAAGAAGAAGCUAGAUUGCGCCAGCAGGAAGAGGAGCGACGACAUCGUGAAUUGUCGCGUCAACAAGAAGAAGCCAGGGUGCGUCAGCAAGAAGAGGAUAGGAAACAACUUGAGGCUGAGAGGCUUUUUCAAAUCAAGGAGGAACAGCGGCGCCGCGACUUCGAGGAAGAAGAAAGACGAGUCCGUGCACUUGAAGAGGCUGAUGAGAGAGAUCGUUUGGAACGAGAGUCUCGCAAAGAAGCGCAGCGUAGAGCGGAGCUUGACUCUGAAGCUGAAAAAGUGCGACUUGCCCGUCAAGCAGCUGAUCGUCGUGAAUCCGAACGUCGCGAAGGCGAGAUUCGCGAAGACACUGAACGCCGCCGCUGGGAAUCUGAUCGCUAUGAAGACGAUCGCGAACGUCGAAAGCUGGAUGCACAACUGACUGGUACUAGUUCGGUUGCUAGUGCUGUGCCACGGAAGGAACGCGAGCUUGAUGACCGAGAACGCGAUAUCAUUCGGCCUGAUACUUCCAAAUCUACUGUUCCAGCUGCCUUGGUCGCUGGUGUCGCAGCUGGCGCCCUGGGUGCUGCUAUACAGUCUUCCAAGCGUGACAAUCACAAAACCACGACGGUAGAACCAGCAGUGACCUAUGUUGAACCCAGCAAAAUUGAACAGGACUAUGCUGAUGACGAUAUUUUCAAUCCUAAUUUGUUCAAGAACAAGAAAAAGUCUCGAAAACAGUCUCCUCCUAGUGGUUCAGCCACUAAUGUUCUGCAAGAGUGGGAGAAGUGGCACGACGAGAAACCUGUUUCCCAAGCGGAGUUCUUUGCGCCCAAGGAACUCCGUGAACCUAGUUCUGUGUCCCCGAAGAUUGAUCCGAACGAAGGAGCCACCGAUCUACAUGUUUACCAAGCGCACGACGACUUUGACAUUGGUCCGCCAAAGACCCCACCAUACCCUCCUUCCUACUCGUUCACGGCCUCAAGAGAUGGUCGCAGUGGCCCACCAGGCCCAACGUGGUCAGUGCCUGCACUGAAUCUCAUUCAGCCUACACCUCCCGGUAGCACUGCAAACUCCGUUCGUGCUGUGUCACAGCCUCCUUCGCCUGCCAUCGAACCAGCUUCAAAUCCUGAGCAGAAGAAAGAAGAAGCACAACCAGACGCGUACACCAGAAGAGGCUCAAGAGUCAGCUGGGGCACCAACCAGUUCCACAAUUACGAAGUGCCGACUCCAGAUUCUUAUCGUGAGCAAUUUAUAGCGGAUGACGAUAUCAAGAAAGGGUCUAUUGCAUCGCAUGAUGAGAUUGUUGUGGAGCGUGACUCUCCCAACUCUGGCAAGAUGACGUCUACUUAUCGACCAUAUCAUCCAGAAUCUAGUGCGGAUUCUCAAGACAUACCAGAGCCAGAUGACGACAGCUGGAAUAGCAUCUCCACAAAGAAGUUAAGCAAGAAAGAUAAGAAAAAGGCCAAGGCUGCCGCCGCCGCCGCCGCUGCCGCAGCAGCGGCAGGAGCUGCUAUUCUUUCCCAAGAUGACAAGCUGGACACAGCUUCUACUGUAACGGAUCCGUUCGCGGACAAAUACGCUUCAUCGGAUGUGCAGUCGUCAUUUUCUCGAAGUAACGGCCAUCAUUCGUCACAGUACGAGACGAUCGAGCCCCGAAGUAUCGUGUAUGAUGAGAUUGCGACUGAGCCGGCCCAGAUACACGUGCCUGGCGGCUUCGAGGAUGAGCCGCCUCUGGAGUCGGAAAAUCCUGUCGAGGAUGAGUGGGCAGCACCCAUUAAGAAGAAGAAAGGCAAGAAAGGAAAGAAGUCCAAGGAGAAUGAAGAAGACUCGUCUCUGCACCAAACAGCUCAGACCACCGAACCCACAAUUCCAGUCACCCGUCAAUCAGAGUCUGAACCCUUACCCAUUUUUUCCGAAGAGCCAGAGCAGUCGGUUGAAGAUGAUUGGGCCACCUCUGCGAAAUCUAGCAAGAAAGACAAGAAGAAGAAGAAAUCGCAGAGCAUUGCCGAUGACCCUUGGGGACAAGAAUCAUCAAAAUCCGUCGACCUGGAACCCGUAUUUGGCACAGCGACUGCUCCAGAGCCCGAACCCGUCGUUGAGCCUGUUCGCGAGCCCGAGAAACCCUUGGAGGAGGAACAUGCCGCGCCUCUUUCUAAGAAGGACAGGAAAAAGAAGAAAAAGACACUUAGCACUGUCGAAGAUCCUUCCUCUCACGAUGUGCCCCGAGCUACAGAAAUCAUCCCAGAGAUCCAAACUACCAAGGAACCACAGCCAGAGCCAGAACCAAUUGUUGAUGAUGAGUGGUCGGCGCCAGCCAAAUUGAGCAAAAAGGACAAGAAAAAGAAGGCGAAGGCUGCCAAACGCACUGAUAGCUGGGAAGACACUGAAACUAAUACCCCUGUGCUGGAACGCGAUAUUCGAGACAUGGAGCCUGCUUAUACGACUCAAGACAGUUUCGCACGCCCGGAAAGUUCGAGCAAUGUAGCAGCGAGCGCUUUGGCUGGAGGAUUUGCAGGCCUUCUUGCUUCCACCAUGAAGCAGGAUCAGGAUCGGCUGGCCCAAGAUCGACAGCAUGCACGCGAGAACCUAAAUGCUGCCGAAAAUAGUGUCUCAAACGGAACUGGCUCAUAUGACGAACAAGAUCGCAAGUCCACAAUGCCUAGCAGUAUUGCCGAAGAAGAUUUGAGUAGCUUCCAAACCCCGAAGAAGACCAAGAAUAAGAGACAUAGUGGCAUGUACUCUCCUUCGAUUGGGUCGCCGCUUCGAUCAGAACUGCAAUACGAUGAUUAUGUUGGCACGACCGUCAAGCCCCGCGCACCGAUCGAAGACGUAGGCAUUCACUACUCCAAUCUUCCCAUCAACCCCGCGGUGCCCGAUUCUGCCCCGCCAGUCUCUAAAAGUGUUCGUGAUCUCAGCGAUCAUGCACUAGAUGAUCAGCCGGAGAUCGAUGGUGCGGAUCGUGACUCGGAUGAAUUCUUCUCAGCGGGUUCAGACGACCGCAAGAAAUCAAAGGAGAAAUCUCCAACUUACGACCGAUAUGAUGACCGUGACAACAGGUCGGUCAUCUCAUCAGGCAGUCGGUACGAGGAUGCUGUUGACCGAGAAGAACGACGCCGUCACCGCCACGGUGACCGCUCUGUAAGCCCGGAUCGUGGUUAUGCGCUAGACGAUGGUGACAACAAACGUAGACACCACCGACGUCGUGGAACUGAUGAGUGGGAUACCAGAUCAAUGGUAUCAGAGGCACGUUCAGAAGCUACGGGCGAGCGAAGACGCAAGCACAGAACCAGAGAUGGUGAGCGCAAUGGCUCUCCAGAACCACAUAUUGCAUCAUCUGCCGCUUCCGACCCUGGUGAUCUCUACGAACGGGAGCGCAAGUCUUCCCGACGGAAAUCAAGACGCGAUGGGGAUGACGAUAACGUGUCCAUAAUCUCAUCUCCACCGCGCUAUGAUGAAGAACGCAACAGCCCUAAGAAGGAGAAGCGGUCAUCGGGCCUUUUUGGACUCUUCAGCAAGUCAAGGGAAAGUUUACCUGAACCUUCGAGUAAAUCGUCCAAGACCAAAGAUGAUGAGUACGAUGGCGAGCGAAAGCACCGGAAAAAGAAGAAGAGUGAUCGAGGCUCUGCAUAUGGCUCGGAUGACGAUGAUGUACGCUCUACUGUUUCAUCAAGCAGUAGUAGGCACAAGCGGAGGAGUCGAACCGAUAGUUGGGAGAAUGAAGGCAGCAAGGAACCCUCAUCCUCCCGCCCCCGCUCCCGAUAUGCCGAUGAAGACAAAUCUUUUUUAGACGAUAGGGCAGUGGCGGCCACACCACUGCCCACAGGUGUGCUCUCGUCUCUUCACGACCAAGAUAACCUUCCCGAUAGUGGUAUUUCCGGAGAUCGAUCUCAACCUCUCCCAUCUAUUGACACCUCCGUCCCGUCUUCGAACGAUUCUCGCGAUGCCGAAAUUGCACGUCCUGUGACUCCUGCUAACGAGGAUCCCAAAACGUUUUUGACUAGGCUCACGGGCUUACAGCCAUGGCAACUUGAAGCUUUCCCCGAUGAGCUGCCACCGCUGCCACUGUCAAGACCGGUUAGUCCCAGCUUGCAAACACCAGAGCAGUACCAACUAAGUCCUCUUGCUGAACGCAACACGACGCCGACUUCUGUCCCUAUUCGAUUUCGUCGGAUGACUUCUUCACCUGGUGUCAUGCAGCAACGGGAUCUCGGACUUGAUCUGUCAAGCCCCCUCGCAUCACCUCGUCGUCCUCAACAUCCGCGACAUUCAAAAUCCAACUCAGCGGAGUUCAAGUCAUCCCGCGAGUUCAGGCCUCUUUAUCUAGUUGAGCGCAACCGGAAGUCUGUAGACAUGGAAGAUGAAAUGCUUCCGUCUCUACCCUCAAGCGGUAGUCCUUCACAGGCUUCUUCCACGACUGGAGAUGAGUUUCAAUCUGCGCUUCAAUCACCGGAUCUCAGCACCAGCGAUUCUUCUGAACAUCCUUUCCUGGACACCUUAAAUUUCAUUUCGCCGCCAUACGCUGGUCCUGAGAUUCAGCAUCCCGAACUUGAAAAUCGUGAGAUUGAAGAGCUGGAUGAGAGCCAGCAGUCUACACCUAAAGCUUCUACAUUUUCUGCUGGAAUUACAGGUGACGAUCCAGAUUCUAGACUGCCUGCUGACGUACUUGCUGCUCGCCUGGCAGACGUUCAAAAAGAUGAAGGCCAGGGUCUCGGUCUUUCUCUAUCGGAGCCGCAACCACGAAGUACUCCUGCUGAAAUUGCUUAUGCCAAUGAAGUUGAUACACGAGAUGUUUCUAAGUCUCACAGUGGCAGAGCUUCGCCUUCUAACUCGUCUUCACCCCUCAAAGGUGCCGCUCUUGGCGCCGUCGUGGGUGGUGUUGCGGCCGCUGCAUUGGGCGAGAGUUCUUCGACUACUGCGAACUACGAAGAUGACUUCAUGGGCGGAGAUCUCGAUCAAGAUACUAUCGAAGCUACCGCUAACUACUUGCCCCUCACCAAAGACAAAGAAGAAGUAGAGCGGCAAUCUCUCACGCCUGCACCUUCGUCUUCUACUAAGAAGGGAAAGAAAGGCAAGAAAGGCUCCAAGGGUAAAAGUAUCGAUCUCGACUCAAGCGAGAGCCCGAAGGAACUUACAGCUGAAGACUAUCAAAAGAUCAGGGCGCAAGAUGCUGCAGAUGCCAUUGAUGGUUGGUUCGAUACACCUGUGGAGAAACCCAAGGAUGAAGAAGAAAAGAAAGAGCCAAUCAAGAUUCCAGAGUCUCAGCCUGAUCCCAGCCUUCUUCGUCGCGAAAGCAAAGGAAAGGGGAAGAAGAAAGCAAAGUCUAAGAAGGGAUCUAUCUCAGUCUCUAGCUUGCCAGAAACGUCUGCCCCUGCGAACAAGGAGGAGCUACCUGCAUCUCAAAUUGCAACAAAAGACUUUGUCUCUACUGGAUACGAACCUGGUUCUUCCGCCAACUUUGUCCCGACCUUCAAUGACAAUGAAGAUGAUUGGGCGAACAAUCGUGCUGGAUCGGACACUUUCGAUGACGCUACCCUUGUUGGAAUUUAGAC
Molecule: messenger RNA, 9542 nt
Organism: Periconia digitata
Lineage: Eukaryota; Fungi; Ascomycota; Dothideomycetes; Pleosporales; Periconiaceae
Source: the annotation of a GenBank genome assembly